AUGCCUCUUCCUCCUUCUCUUUCAACCAAUAAGCCCACGUCCCAUCCCUCGACAUCAACAUCCAUCCCCCCCCACCAGGCUCCAGACCCUACAAAACCCACCGAGCCCUCAAUCGAACACCCACAAAUCCCCUACGAUACCAUCUCCGAAUGCACCGUAGUGAGGAUUCUAGGGGUUAUGGGUUCAUAUAUGAAUAUGCCACAGAUACAGAUUGUGAAGAUGGGGGUAGUGGGUAGUACAGAUGGAGAGAGGAAAUGGUGGGAUGAAUGCACGGGGUUGAAGGAGGGGAUUCUGGGCAAAGAGUGGCUGCUGACUCAGGAGGAAAUUGAGAGGUGGAAGAGAAGAGAGAGGAGAAAGGAGAAGGGGGAUAAGGAAGCUGGGGAUAGGAAGAGAGAUGAAGAUAGGAAAGUUAGGGAAAUGGACAAGAGGAGAAAGGGGCGGGAUGGGGAGAAUGCAAUUGCAAAUACAAAUACAAUUCAAGGCAAAAGAGCCAAGGAGCAAGAAGAACGAGCACGCACGAACGCGAAUACAACUCAAACUCAAAGAAACAAGCAAGAAAUCGAAACGCAACUCGAGCGCGCAAAGAGACGAAAAGCAAAUCCACAUCCACAUCCACGUCCACAACCAAAUCCACAAGCACCCACCAACGACCAAGACAAAGACCAAGACCAAGGCCAAAACAAAAACUUCCAAAAACUCCUCGAGGUCGCCACACGUCCCUCCUACUCCAACUCCAACUCCACUUCAAAACCCAUCUCCAAACCCAAACCCUCCCACAAACCACCCAUCCAAAAAAGAAUCAUACCUGUCAACCUUCCCGAUUUAGCCCAAUACGAUACUUUUGGUCUAUGA
Sclerotinia borealis F-4128 is the source of this 852-nucleotide messenger RNA. The record is from the annotation of a GenBank genome assembly. Lineage: Eukaryota; Fungi; Ascomycota; Leotiomycetes; Helotiales; Sclerotiniaceae.